Nicotiana tabacum (common tobacco) is the source of this 1357-nucleotide messenger RNA. Its product is annotated as protein REVERSION-TO-ETHYLENE SENSITIVITY1. Gene Ontology annotation, biological process: response to ethylene; regulation of ethylene-activated signaling pathway. Gene Ontology annotation, cellular component: Golgi apparatus; endoplasmic reticulum. The record is from RefSeq and is a predicted model, not a curated record. Lineage: Eukaryota; Viridiplantae; Streptophyta; Magnoliopsida; Solanales; Solanaceae.
AUUAUUUAGUACAAUAGUUCAUGCAUCUCUCCAAAUUUCGGUCGUCUUCUUCUUGGUAAACAAAAAGAAGUGGACAUAAAAGAGAAACAGAAAGCAAAAAGGACAAAAAAAUUUUGACCAGCAUUUACUCUUGUUUUCUAGUAUAGUUUUUACUUUGUUUGGUCUUCCUCUUUCUCAGAACCGUAACCGCUUCAUUGAUACCUAAGUUGCUGAUUGUGCUUCUUACUUGACUUAUUAUCCCCUGUGACUCGAAUUCUAAAGAUUGCAUCUUGGGUUGCUCAGAAGACACAUUAGGUGACUUUGGAAUUCUUAAGAACGCAUUGUAGUUUGCCAAGAAGAUACAAUAAGGGAAUCUCAUUCUUUGAUAAAGUAUUUGACAGGGAAUCUCAUUCAUCUGGGUUAUUGAGAAAUUUCAGUGUAGCCAUAAUGCGAGCAGCUGUCAUCUGAGUUUGAAAUGCUAGGAACGACAAAAUUGUACAUAGCUAUAUGUUUCCAGGAAGAUUUUCUAUGAUGGAUGUAAAUCCUAGGUAUGUGGUUGAAAGGGAUAAUGCUUUGCAAAGAAUUCAGCAUGACUUGUGGCCACUGGAUGAAAUUGAUCCAAAGAAAGAAAAGUUCCCUUGUUGCCUUGUUUGGACUCCUCUCCCUGUGGUUUCUUGGCUUGCACCUUUCGUCGGACAUGUUGGCAUAUGCAGGGAGGAUGGUACUGUUGUAGAUUUUUCUGGAUCCAACAUGAUUAAUGUUGGUAAUCUCUCAUAUGGAGCUGUAGCCAGAUACUAUCAGCUAGAUAGACGGCAGUGCUGUUUUCCUCCCAACCUUGCUGGACACACAUGCAAGCAGGGUUAUCAACACGCGGAAUUUGGGACAGCAGUAAGUUGGGAUGAUGCUCUUCACUCUUCUAUGUGCAGCUUUGAGCAUAGAAAUUUCAAUCCUUUCACUUGCAACGACCACUCAUUUGUCGCUAAUUGCCUGAACCGGCUAUCCUAUGGAGGAUCAAUGAAUUGGAACAUGGUUAAUGUUGGAGUUCUUGUACUGUCCAAGGGGCAGUGGGUUAAUAGCUUGUCAAUCUUAAGAUCAUUUAUGCCUUUCAUUGUCAUGGUUUGCUUUGGACUUUUAAUGGUCGGGUGGCAGUUUCUGAUUGGUAUAUCAAGCUUUUUUCUUCUUGUUGCUGGAUGGUAUAUCUUGGCAACUUACUGUUUCAACAAUCUGGAUGAGUAUUAGGUGGUUGACAAAGAAACUGAAAAUGUUUUUCCUUAAUAAACUCUUCUCUUGUUGAAGAACUGGACACUUAUUUCCUGUAAUGUAAAAAAAUGUUGUAUGUAAUAGCAGAAUCCUUUUUAUCCUUUAGCUUAACAAGUUA